Andrographis paniculata is the source of this 1055-nucleotide messenger RNA. RefSeq lists its product as uncharacterized. The record is from RefSeq and is a predicted model, not a curated record. Bases 251 to 895 code for a protein of 214 amino acids. NCBI's taxonomy places the organism in Eukaryota, Viridiplantae, Streptophyta, Magnoliopsida, Lamiales, Acanthaceae. The transcript is spliced from 2 exons.
AGGGACGCACGAUAUCCCUAAACUAAAUAUACGCCACGAUUCCUACUACUAUACGGCCCCCAACUCCUCCCAUCCAAUCCCCCGCCGUGUUUCUGUUUCGAUUCUUUUAAGGUUAGGUUAAUCGUCUCCUCUCCGGCGGCCAUUUGUGUAGAUGCAAGCUGCCGCUACCUAGCCCUCUCCUCGAUCGAUCUAUUAACUAUCCUUUUGCACCAUAUCUAUUCCAUGGAUUUCCUUCCAUCCAUAUUGUAAGAUGGUGGUGUCCAUCGACAUCGUCAAGACCACCCGGGGGCGGAGCAAGUCGUGUUUCGGCUGUUUCAGCCACCACGAAUAUGAGCCGCCGUCCUCCGCCGUCUCCGACGACCGCAAGUCUCUCCUCCGCAGCUUCUCCGGCUCCCUCAAGUCUUUGUUCUUCAAGACACCCUUUGUGAAGAAGCUUCGGAGCAAGAGGCACGGGCGGGAGUCGAGCCGAUCGAGCAGCAGCAUCAAAAGCAGGAGGUCGUCGAUCCAUUCCAAGGAGAAGAAAUCGAAAUCGACGACGGAUGAAUUGACGUUCUCGGAGCCGGAGGAAUGCUUCGGGGACACGGCUUCUUCUUCCGACAAGUCGUCGUCGCUGUUGACAUCGACAUCGCCGGCCUCGUCGAUAUCGGAGGCAGCGUCGGGCGAGGAUUUCCGGCACGCAAGCGCCAAAAACAAGAUUAAACUGACGGUGAGAAGAGUGGGGAGCAUGGUUAAUUACAGAGGGAUGUGUCUGAUCCUCAGCUGCUUGGCGGCAUUGGUGUUUUGGGGGAAGGCGUUGGCCAUUGUCACCUGCACUUUAACCUGGCUGCUCUUCGGACCAUCCAGCUGCGCCGUACCCACCCGGCGGUUCGCCUGCAAUUGGAAGACCCAACCCUGACCCUGACCCUGACCCGUUGGAUAUGUACCAGAAGAAUGAAUAUUCAGUAUAUUUUUAAUUGGUAGAUGAUUUUUGCUGCUGGAGUUUGUUGUAAUUAAUUAAUUGGUCGUUAUGGAGUUUGCUCUCCAUUUCAAUGUUUAAUUAAUUUUAAUUUUCUUUA